GCCACGAGUGCCACCUGAGUAAUUAGCAACUAACAUUCAGGCAGAAACAAAGCAAAACACACAUAAUUAACCAUGUCUCACAAUGGCAGCAGUGUGAUGAUCAGCCCUGUGGUGCAGGGCAAGUUCCAGCAGGGCGUCAUGAACGGCAUGCAGAACAAAAACAUUGGCAACAGCACAAGUGUCCCUGUGUCUGGCUCAUGCUUCAAUGGCACCGGCUUCCUCAGUGGCAACUCUGUUAAUGCACCACCGGCUCGGGAGGUUCCAAGUUACUCUAUUACUGGCAUCGGUGGAAACGCGACCUUCUAAGCUUGAAGGAAUGGAUGAACUCUAUGAGGCCACAACCUAUGAAAACCGCUUAGUAGCGUGUUUGUAAUAAUCAUAUAUGCAUGUGAUUCAAUAAGAAAGAUUAUGGGCUGAGCUGAUACCAAGCUCAAAAGGCCUGUUAAUUAAUUAAUUAAUGUAUAUGGAUGAGUGGAUGUCUCAUUAUAUCUUAUACUCCUUUAAAAA
Molecule: messenger RNA, 507 nt
Organism: Oryza brachyantha (malo sina)
Lineage: Eukaryota; Viridiplantae; Streptophyta; Magnoliopsida; Poales; Poaceae
Exons: 3
Coding region: 73-306 (77 amino acids)
Source: RefSeq, a predicted model, not a curated record